Molecule: messenger RNA, 2189 nt
Organism: Aedes albopictus (Asian tiger mosquito)
Lineage: Eukaryota; Metazoa; Arthropoda; Insecta; Diptera; Culicidae
Exons: 4
Coding region: 624-1676 (350 amino acids)
Source: RefSeq, a predicted model, not a curated record
GGUGUUUGUGUGAUGUUCGUUCUGAACAUCCCCAGCGAAUUGUCAUUUGACGUUUGCCUAUCGAGCAAACGAGCGCGAUAUAGCCGAAGCCGAAGGGCUCCUCUUCAGCUGAAAUAAAUCAGACCAUCAGUCUGUUCUGAAACUCCACUAGAAACAGUUGCUUUUAUUAUCACGAUCCCCAGUUUUAGCUCUCGGUGUCUAGUCAGUCGGCCCAUCAGUAGUUCUUCAAUUUGGUUAUUUAAAAGUGUCGACGAGAAAACCUGUUUUUUCGCGUGCGUGCAAAGUGUUUCCGCCACCUAAUCAAUCUAUUUCCCCGUGGGACGGUCAUCGAAGUAGCUGGUGAGCAACCACAAGAAGGACCAACUCGACGCAGAGGCAAAAAGCUUUCGCUGAGCAUUUCGACCGGCGCUUGGAAAAUUGCUUGGUUGAAUAGAAGGCUAAACCGGCGACGCUGUAAAAGCUAGAGACAAUUGAAAGAGUUCGACGGCGGUCCCAUAUUCCAGGCUAUUCGAAGGAAUUCCAGGCAACGGCUCUGGAUGGUUGGACGGUUGUCGCUUUUGGAUGCUAUUUGUCGUGGUUUGCUUGAAGUAAUCUACUGGAAAGAAACAAUAUAGGAUAGAGCAAUGAGUUCCACUGUGGCUUUUUCCAUGGAACCCUACCGACGGGGUACAUCGUUUAACGAUUGGUAUACACGCAUGACAUACUUUUUCCAAGUGAAUAAUGUUGAAGAGAAGAACAAGUUGGCAUAUUUUAUAACAAUGAGUGGCCCGGUAAUUUUUGCCGAGAUAAGACUUCUCUAUCCAGCGGGGAACUUUGAGCAAGCAUCGUUGGGAGAUAUUGUGUCAAAGCUAAAGAACCGUUUGGACAAAACAGACCCCGAUAUGGUGCAAAGGUACAAAUUUGCGACCAGAGUCCAGAAUCCGGAUGAAAGUACGGAGGACUUCAUUUUGAAUCUAAAAUUACAGGCCGAAUUUUGCGGGUUUGAAAAUUAUAAACAGGUUGCUAUCCUAGACCGCCUCGUAGCUGGCAUUAGAGAUAAAAACCUCAGGCAGCGGCUUUUAAGCGAGGAAAAAUUAACUCUUGCAAAUGCUGAAAAACUUAUCGCAACAUGGGAGGUAGCACGAGCUAAUGCCGGUACCACCGACCAACAAAAUGGGGGGCAAUCUGGUUUGGUUGCAGCUUUGUCUAACAGUCCAGCACAAAGGGUAGGAGAAACGGCGGCAAGGUUGAGCAAAGUCUAUCAGCUGGCAGGAGAAGAUAGGGUAGGAGGUACCAGCAGUAGGGGAAAUGUUAAAAGUCGCUUAGGGUUCAGACCGACGGAACGAUGGCAGCCAGCAUACCGAGGUGGACGUAGAGCUGAUGCGAGUAAUUCCCAGACACAGGAGGGACGACAAGGACAUCGACAAUGGAUACGACCCGAUUACUCCCAGAUGAUUUGCAACUUCUGCGGAGUCAAGGGCCACAUUCGGAAGAAGUGCUUUAAACUGAAAAACCUACAUCGCGACGCAGUGAAUCUAGUUGAUUCUUACAGGCCAGGGCCAUCAGCAGACAGGCACAUCUCCGAAUUGUUGGAGAGGAUGAACACCCGGAACGACGAAGAGGACGAAGAUUCUGACUCAGAUUUCCAUUGGAAGCGUGGUCGCAAUGGCUCACAGAACACAGAUAAGGAUCUGUAAGGAGGACUCCACGGGGCAAGGGCCGAACGUGUGGGUUACCCUGAGGCAACAACAUGGCAGACACCAAGAUCCACCAAGCUUGAUCAUCCCCGACGUAGAACCACCACCGAGGACCGAGGACGGACGAACACAGACUCCGAGGGGAGCUCGGAAACGGAUGCAUCCGAUACCCGUUGACGAUGUCGUGGAGCUACGUAGAUCUAAACGGUCCAAGAAAAGUAACCGUAGGGAUGAAUAUCAUUAUAACUAAUUAAAAUUAAACCUUUCGGGUGAGUUGUAGAUCAAUUAACAUUGAAUUCGAUUUGUGGUAUCAUAAAUAAUUUAUUGUACUUUCUGAAUAUUUAUAAUUUUGUAAAGGGGAAAGAAUUGUGAUGUUCGUUCUGAACAUCCCCAGCGAAUUGUCAUUUGACGUUUGCCUAUCGAGCAAACGAGCGCGAUAUAGCCGAAGCCGAAGGGCUCCUCUUCAGCUGAAAUAAAUCAGACCAUCAGUCUGUUCUGAAACUCCACUAGAAA